This is a messenger RNA of Sabethes cyaneus, 1106 nucleotides long. RefSeq lists its product as uncharacterized. The record is from RefSeq and is a predicted model, not a curated record. Gene Ontology annotation, cellular component: extracellular region. Gene Ontology annotation, molecular function: ion channel inhibitor activity. The coding region runs from base 297 to 659 and encodes 120 amino acids. Lineage: Eukaryota; Metazoa; Arthropoda; Insecta; Diptera; Culicidae. The transcript has 3 exons.
CCUGUCGCUAUCGGACGCUCCUUCAGUGCAAAAUCGUGCAUGAAAGCAGGCUGCUUUUGCUUUUUCAAGUGGAAAAGUCAAACAAGUGACUUUCUGCGGAAAUUCCAGACUGAAAAGGCAAACCGUGGCUUUUGUCUGAAUUGUGGUCUCCAUACGAUAUAGCAGAUAUAGUUCAAGGUGGUGUGAAUAAUUGAUCGGUCACGUUCUUUCGAUAUCCACAGACUGGAAGUGAUUGGAAGUACGAAAAGUGUAGUGUUCUUAUCAGCCGAAGACUCGAACCAAUCAGAUGAGCAAAGAUGAAUAAAUAUUUGGUUGGAAGACUGUUAAUUUGCUUCUUGAUCAUGUUGGUGGCUAGUGUGCAGGGAGCUAGCAGUUAUUUCUACGAUUCGGACGAACGAUACCCAAACCUACUGGAUGAGGAUACUGAAGACAAUGAAAAAAGUUUAGCAGACGAUAGUUUAUUGGAUAACAUGAUGCAACAAGGUGCUUCCAAGCGUGCUUCGUCUUUGAUUCAAGUCUACCGAAGGGCCUGCAUACGGCGCGGUGGUAAUUGUGACCACCGAUCCAACGAUUGCUGCUACAACAGCUCCUGUCGGUGUAACCUAUGGGGCUCCAACUGUCGCUGUCAGCGAAUGGGCCUAUUCCAAAAAUGGGGAUGAAUGGUGAGCUCUUUUACCGGAAUGGCGAACCUGUCGGUUUCGUUGGUAGCCACUCUUUUGAUAGCAUUUGUGCGACUACCGGCGGUAACCGAUGGCUGUAGUGACAGAAAAAAAUGCUUACGUACAACGGCUGACGAUUCACGGUACAACGCUUGGACUACGGAGCAAUCCAUAUCGCUAUCGAACAACUAUGGUGAAGACUUGAAUGCGGCACACUGGAACACACAUGGACGAAGAACAAACAAGUAGGUUCUAAUUUAAUGUAUUUUAUGGUGAAAUCUGGUUCAUGCGCUUUUAUGCUAAAUCGAAUGAAAAGGAAAUGAAUCGAAUUAUAUGGAUCUAUUAACAAUGUAUUUUAAUGUUGACGGCAGAAGGGUAAUUUUAUUACAAAAAAAAAAACAAAAGGAUACUUAAAAACAUGAUGUGAGAAAUAUGUUUUUACAAAAA